AUGUCUACUGAUGGUAAGAGGGGUGGGGAGUUCACUAGAGCUGAACAGCGGCAGCAGCAGGGCAGCGGCGACUGGCGGCUGCGGGCUACCAGCAAGGCUGUGCACUCAGAGGCGGAUCUACGUCGCUGGCUUUCUUCACAAACGCACGCACAGUUCCUCGCCUUCGUGGGGCGCCUGGCGCGGCAUGCAGCGGGCAAGAAGACCCUCCCCAGCUUGUUAAGCAUAGACAGAAUCAGAAGCGGCCAGGGGGGGGCAGCAACAGAAGCAGGAGGAUGCGCAGCAGCAACAGCAAGUGCUGCUGUUUCUGCUGCAGCUGGAGAUGCUGAUCAGGCCUCUGCACAGUCUGGCGCGCGCUCGCGGCUAGCUGCGUUUCUUCCCUUUCAUCAGCUGCCAGCGAACAAGGCCUGCUGGGCGCUGCUUGCUGUGCUGCAGCAGCUGCUGCAGUGGGUAGAGGAAAUUCCCCCAGUUGAACAGCCAACGCGGUUCGGCAACCAGGCCUUCAAGACCUGGUGCAACCGCCUGGAGGAGAGGGCAGAGGAUUUGUUGUCGGGUGUAUGGACAGCCUGCGACGACGUGGAGAUCACCGAAACUGAAAAAAAAGAAAUGGCGGACAUUUUUUGUUCUUCUUUUGGAAACCCAGUCCGCCUGGAUUUCGGAACGGGCCACGAAUGCUCAUUUGCAAUUUUCUUGUUUUGUUUAUUUAAAAAAAAUAUACUGAAGGAAGAUGAACACGAUCCCUUCGCGGUCUUGGGCAUAUUUAAAGGGUCAGCGGGCCUCUUUAGCAGUGACGGUGUAGUGUGGGUAGGAGUGCAGUACUAA
Molecule: messenger RNA, 819 nt
Organism: Eimeria mitis
Lineage: Eukaryota; Apicomplexa; Conoidasida; Eucoccidiorida; Eimeriidae
Product: phosphotyrosyl phosphatase activator, putative
Exons: 4
Coding region: 1-819 (272 amino acids)
Biological process (GO): mitotic spindle organization
Cellular component (GO): protein phosphatase type 2A complex; cytoplasm; nucleus
Molecular function (GO): peptidyl-prolyl cis-trans isomerase activity; protein tyrosine phosphatase activator activity
Source: RefSeq, a predicted model, not a curated record